Molecule: messenger RNA, 1570 nt
Organism: Blepharisma stoltei
Lineage: Eukaryota; Ciliophora; Heterotrichea; Heterotrichida; Blepharismidae
Source: the annotation of a GenBank genome assembly
AUGGAUAGAAGUUUUUCUGAUGUAAAAUCACUAAAAAUCCAACAUUUAAGAACUAGAAGCAGGUCAUUAAUCCUGACUGAGCAAGAGCAUGAAGAAGACAAGCUACUAUAUCUAAAUGAUAAAUUAUGCAGCAUUUGCGGAUGUCUCUUUAGCUUAUUGGGUCCUAACAGAAAGAAAUGUUGCACAUUCUGCUAUAAAGCGGUUUGUCAUAAAUGCUCUAUGCAAAAAACUUAUAACAGCCAGACAAAAUCCAUGUCCCGGCUUUGUGACAAUUGCCAAGGAAAAUUCAUCCAGAGCAAUGUAAGCAUGCCAUUUACAGUGAAAAUCGCCAAAGUAAAAUCAGCAAUAAAUAAACUCGUUAUUCGUUAAUUAAAAUUAUUAAAAAGCUCCCUGAGCGGUUAUCUCCAGCUUGUUUCGCCGAAAACCUGGGAUCCUACUCGUGUAUUACCUGUCUAGCUAUGGGUUUACAUAACACUAUAGAUUAGAGUUGGAUAGAUCAACAUGCAAACAUAUUGCUAUCCUAAAAAUGAGAAAAAAAAUUGGCUGACUAAUCAAGUUAAAAUAUCGAAAUCCAAAAUUAAUGCUCAUAUAGUGCUGUGGAAUUGUUCAUUGGUUUCUUUGUACCAUAGGCAGCGCUGAGCUUUGUUCUAACCUCUAACAAGAAAAAAUCUAACCAUGAUGGGGAACUUUAUCUAGCUCUCUUUGAAUUGCUGCUCCACUCAAUUAGCCAAAACCUUGACGGAUACAUAUGUCAAGUGCUUUUCUUCUUCCUCAAGUUCCCAAAAUUCACACGGGCACACACUUAAGAGUAAAGAAAAACACUGAUUUGCCAUGUUAUUUAAUGUAUGCGAUAAAUAAACUUAACAAGAAAAUAAAGCAAGAACAAUCUGCGAUAAAUGAAGAGAAUAAAAAGAUCUCUGACUUAUUAUCAAAAAUAUCUUUUCUUGAGCUGCGCAAUAUGUCAGCUAAUGAAGAAAAGCAACUCAAAAUUAGCAGCCUGGAGAAUGAAAUAAUUAAACUUAAAAAAGAGAUAAAAGAAUUAAAAGCAAAAGCAACAUCGCUUAGUGAAGUAAAAAACGACAAAGAAAAAUCGAUUAGGAAAAUAAAAAAACUAAUAGACUCUGUUAGGUCAAGGCAGGAAGCUAAAAACGGUGAACUAUCGUCAGAAAUAGUGAGAAAAAGUGUUGAUUAUGAAGCUUCAAGCUAUCAAGAAAGUGAAGCAGAUGAUGGAUAUCAUAAUUUAACUGAAAAAAUUGAAAUCUGUGGAAUCCAAAGCCACAUAUUAAAAAAUAAUCUUGAUGAGCUGGUCGAAAAUUUGACUAUAAAAGAUGAACAAAUUGCAACUUUGACGAAAAAUAUAUCAUCAAAAUCAUCAUCUAAGCUUAAUUCACACAGAUCAACAGCAACAUCGAUAACUCCUUGUGUUCAGUCGCUCAAAUUAAAGAGUGAAAUAAAAACCAAAAAGAAGAUGAUAUUGGCGUUGCAGAAUGAACUAAAGCAAUAUUCUUUUUUAGAUAGACAACUGCAAGCACCACUUAGCUCCAAUCCAUGCACUUGCUCAAUACAGUAA